UCUCUGUCGGAAGUUCUGCGACUUCAGCGUUUUGGAGAUCUGGAUGGUACUCGGUGAAAGGAUGGGCUGUGAUUGGCUGACCUCGCCGAAGAAGCCAUAGCUCCCCUCCGCUUUCUGUGAUCUCAACAGUCCAUCCCACUUCUUAUCCGGUAUAUAAGGGCGCUCGUCUGGCAAUUCCUUUCAGAUUUCGAUCUGAACUUAACUGCAUCUUGAGCUUCUUUUGUACCUCAUUCUCCCCAGAUUCAAUCUCGUCAGUCCGGCCGAGCGACCGCUUCUGUAGCUCAGGAAAGCUCUUAUCAUCUCCGCUCUUAUCGGGAAUCCCUCAAUCAAGGGUUCUCCCACCACCGGUGCACCCUCCCUCUCCUGAUCCUAAAAGUUUCCCUUUGAAUUCACACAAUGGCUGCUGUAUUCCGCUCCAGCCUUAAGCUGCGAGCAUCUGCUCGUCUGCCGGCUGUUCGCACCAUCACCACCACCCCGCACCUGCGAGCUGCGGAGAAGCCUUACUUCCCCAAUGAGCCUGCUGGCCCCAAGUUGGCCACCGCCAUUCCUGGCCCAAAGAACAAGGCAGCUGCCGAAGAGCUUAAUGAGGUGUUCGAUGUCCGUAGCUUGAACAUGCUCGCGGAUUACUCCAAGUCCGUCGGAAACUAUAUCGCCGACCUUGACGGAAACGUUCUUCUCGAUGUCUAUGCUCAAAUUGCUUCUAUCCCUGUCGGUUACAACAACCCCCACCUCCAAAAGGUGGCCGCUUCAUCUGAGAUGGCGACCUCCUUGAUCAACAGACCAGCCCUCGGCAACUUCCCCUCUGCAGAUUGGUCUCACGUCUUGAAGACUGGUAUACUCAAGGCUGCUCCCAAGGGCUUGGACCAGGUAUUCACCGCCAUGGCUGGCUCUGACGCCAACGAGACUGCUUAUAAGGCCGCCUUCAUGUACUACCGUCAGCUGCAGCGUGGUGGUCCCGAGAAGGAGUUCACCGAGGAAGAGAUUCAGUCGACCAUGGUGAACCAGAGCCCUGGAUCUCCUCAGUUGUCUAUCAUGUCUUUCAAGGCUGGCUUCCACGGUCGCCUCUUCGGUAGUUUGUCUACCACUCGCAGCAAGCCCAUCCACAAGCUUGACAUCCCUGCGUUUGACUGGCCUCAGGCCCCCUUCCCAUCUCUCAAGUAUCCUCUUGAGGAGCACGCUCGCGAGAAUGCUGAGGAGGAGCAGCGCUGCCUCCAGGAAGCUGAGCGCCUACUCAAGGAAUGGCACAACCCCGUCGCUGCCAUCAUUGUGGAGCCAAUCCAGUCUGAGGGUGGUGACAACCACGCUUCCCCUGCCUUCUUCCGUGGCCUCCGUGAGAUCACCAAGCGCAACAACGUCCUCUUCAUUGUCGAUGAAGUCCAGACUGGUGUCGGUGCCACUGGAAAACUCUGGGCUCACGACCACUGGAACCUUGAGACUCCUCCUGACAUGGUCACCUUCUCCAAGAAGGCCCAGACUGCUGGUUACUACUUCGGUAACCCUGCCCUGCGUCCCAACAAGCCCUACCGCCAGUUCAACACCUGGAUGGGUGACCCCUCCCGCGCUCUCAUCUUCCGUGGCAUCAUCGAGGAGAUUGAGCGUCUGUCCCUCGUCGAAAACACUGCCGCAACUGGUGACUACCUUUUCUCUGGCCUUGAGCGCCUUGCGAAGCAGUACCCUGAGCACCUGCAGAACCUUCGUGGCAAGGGCCAGGGUACGUUCAUUGCCUGGGAUACUCCUAAGCGUGAUGAGUUCCUUGCGAAGGGCAAGGGUGCUGGUAUCAACAUUGGUGGAAGCGGCCAGAGCGCCGUCCGCCUACGACCCAUGCUGAUCUUCCAGAAGCACCAUGCUGAUAUCCUCCUUGAGAGCGUCGAGAAGAUUAUCAAGCAGCUGUAGGGUAACUCUACAGUGGUGAUCCCAUGCUAGUUGUGCAUCGUUUAUUAUUUGGCGUUUAUAAUGGUAAUCCGGAGCAGGCUUCGCAAAUUAUUUUUUGCAUAUUUAUGACAGUUAUAUAUGAGUUUAUGCCAAACAUUCCGAGAAUCCUAUAGUAGUAUACCAAAAUAUAUCAAAAAGUUUGGCUUCACGAGAUAGCUCGCGUUGGAUGAAAUAAAACGUAGAAACACAAAAACUCCCGCGUGAAGAAAUAGCCAGCUCCCAACAAGUCCGUAAACUCCAAUUGUGUGCAAUUAUCAGAGACAGAGAAAGAAAGGGUAUGUAUCUCUUGUAUUCUCUGAUCCCCGAGCAGGGGAGAAAAAAAAAAAAAGGGAAUCUAAGCCGUUACCGUGUAUGCCUCGCUUUCCCACAUAACG
Molecule: messenger RNA, 2306 nt
Organism: Aspergillus versicolor CBS 583.65
Lineage: Eukaryota; Fungi; Ascomycota; Eurotiomycetes; Eurotiales; Aspergillaceae
Gene: gatA
Product: 4-aminobutyrate transaminase gatA
Exons: 4
Coding region: 397-1893 (498 amino acids)
Biological process (GO): GABA catabolic process
Cellular component (GO): mitochondrion
Molecular function (GO): pyridoxal phosphate binding
Source: RefSeq, a predicted model, not a curated record